Messenger RNA from Closterium sp. Yama58-4, 1239 nucleotides. Lineage: Eukaryota; Viridiplantae; Streptophyta; Zygnematophyceae; Desmidiales; Closteriaceae. The record is from the annotation of a GenBank genome assembly.
AUGCUUAUCCCCUUCCCUUUUGCCGCCUCGCCAUCUCACAAUCCCACCUCCCCAAUUCCCCUUCUCGCUCACCCCUUCCCGCCUCCCCGUUUCCCCUUCUCACCUCCCCAAUUCGCGUUUCCGCCUCCCCGUUUCCCCUUCCCGCUCCCCAAUUCCCCUUCCCGCAUCCCCUUUACCCUUCCCGCCUCCCCAUUUCCCCUUUCCGCCUCCCCAUUUCCCCUUUCCGCCUCCCAUUUCCCCUUUCCGCCUCCCAUUUCUCCUUCCCGCCUCCCCAUUUCCCCUUCCCGCCUCCCCAUUUCCCCUUCCCGCCUCCCCAUUUCCCCUUCCCGCCUCCCCAUUUCCCCUUCUCGCCUCCCCAUUUCCCCUUUCCGGCUCCCAUUUCCCCUUCCCGCCUCCCCAUUUCCCCUUCCCGCCUCCCCAUUUCCCCUUCCCGCCUCCCCAUUUCCCCUUCCCGCCUCCCCAUUUCCCCUUCCCGCCUCCCCAUUUCCCCAUCCCGCCUCCCCAUUUCCCCUUUCCGCUCCCCAUUUCCCCUUCCCCUGCCAUAACCUUUCAUCGCCAUACCCUUCCAUCCCUUGUGAUACCCCCCUGUGUUACUCUCCCAUCCCCCUCCAAGCCCCAUCCCAUACCUUUCCUGCUCCCUUCCCGCCCCCCCUUUUCCCCUUCCUGCCUCCCCAAUUCCCCUUCUCGCUCCCCAUUACCCCUUCCCGCCUCCCCGUUUCCCCUUCCCUCUCCCCAUUACCCCUUCCCACCUCCCCGUUUCCCCUUCCCACCUCCCCCUUUCCCCCUCUCAUUUUCCCCCCAUUCACCUGCUCAUUUCCCCCAUUCUCCCUCUCAUUGCCCCACGUGCUCCCUCUCAUUUCCCCCAUUCUCCCUCUCAUUGCCCCACGUGCUCCCUCUCAUUUCCCCCAUUCUCCCUCUCAUUGCCCCACGUGCUCCCUCUCAUUUCCCCCAUUCUCCCUCUCAUUGCCCCACGUGCUCCCUCUCAUUUCCCCCAUUCUCCCUCUCAUUGCCCCACGUGCUCCCUCUCAUUUCCCCCAUUCUCCCUCUCAUUGCCCCACGUGCUCCCUCUCAUUUCCCCCAUUCUCCCUCUCAUUGCCCCACGUGCUCCCUCUCAUUUCCCCCAUUCUCCCUCUCAUCCUCCCCCCUUAUCCCGCUCAUUGCCCCCCUUUCUCCUCCUUAUUUCUCCCCCUCAUUCCCCCCAUGCUCCCCCUCAUUCCCCCCUUUUUCUCCCUCUCAUGA